UCCUAAAGCAAAAUAAUAAACAAAAAGCCUCCUCAAUGGAUCGUGUUUUGACCCACGUCCCCGAUUGCCUCCUGCAAAUCGUCACGAUGUUGACGACAACGCACGAAAGACAACACUUUUUAACGUUGUGGGUACGCCAUCGUGAUGCGUGCGGUAAAUUGUCGGUCCUUCCCGACCCUCCGACCCACCACCACCGCCGCCGCUGUAAAUUCGUGAGGGAAUAUGUGUCAUUGCGGUGGAUUUUUUUGGUGCGCCCGCGUGACUUUUUUUACAUCGCCUUUCGACGUGAAAGGCGUAAUUUUAUACCGCAUUGCAAUGCCGCUGCAAUGACAAGAAGAGGGCGGAGGAAGGAAAAAAAAGGGCGCGAACGUGCGAGCGCGCGGCGCACAUGGACUCUCCCUGCGCGAACCGGUUGCAACCGGUUCCCGCGCGUCCGUCCGACGAGCGACUUCACUUGAGGGGAGGGGAAUAUUGAAGGGGAAAGAGACGAAGUGGAGAAGAGAGGCGUUGGUGGAACAGCAACAACAGCAGCAGCAAACAGCAGCGGCGGGCGGGAGACACACGCGGGCGGCCUCCAGCUUGCACCACCGGGUGGGUCUCACCACACGCGGGGCAACCACUGCCGAGAAGUUCUGAAAAAAAAAUUGGAAACUUAUUGUAAAACCCAUGCCAGCCAUUAUGACCAUGUUGGGAGACCACGCAGCUCGGCAGCUGCUGGACUUUGGCCAGAAGUUGGACAUUGGUUUGCUAGACAAUGUGGUCAGCUGUCUGUAUCAGGGAGAAGGUCCACAGCAACGUGUGGCCCAAGAGGUCCUAACGCAGCUCAAGGAGCACCCCGACGCGUGGACUCGGGUUGACACCAUUCUCGAGUUUUCCCAGAACAUGAACACAAAGUACUAUGCUUUACAAAUAUUGGAGAAUGCUAUAAAAACCCGCUGGAAGAUUCUUCCAAGAAAUCAGUGUGAAGGAAUAAAGAAGUAUGUUGUUUACCUUAUAAUUAAAACAUCACAAGAACCUCAAACAAUGGAGAAAGAAAAGGUUUACCUAGGAAAAUUAAACAUGAUUCUUGUUCAGAUUCUGAAGCAAGAGUGGCCCAAAAACUGGCCCACAUUUAUCAGUGACAUUGUAGGUGCCAGCCGCACAAGUGAAUCGUUAUGUCAGAACAACAUGGUCAUUCUCAAGCUUCUCAGUGAAGAAGUAUUUGAUUUUUCAAGUGGACAGCUCACACAGGUCAAAGCCAAGCACCUCAAAGACAGCAUGUGCAAUGAAUUUUCUCAAAUAUUCCAACUCUGUCAAUUUGUGAUGGAAUCUUCGCAGAAUGCUCCACUUGUCGCAGCCACACUUGAAACUUUACUUAGGUUUCUCAACUGGAUUCCACUUGGCUACAUAUUUGAAACAAAACUAAUAAGCACCUUGGUAUAUAAGUUUCUGAACGUGCCAAUGUUCAGAAACCUGACGCUUAAAUGUUUGACGGAAAUUGCGGGGCUCACUGUGGUUCAGUAUGAGGAGCAAUUUAUCACCCUCUUCACACUCACCAUGAUCCAGCUCAAACAGAUGCUUCCGCUCAACACAAAUAUCCGGUUAGCAUACUCGUCUGGGAAGGAUGAUGAGCAGAACUUCAUCCAAAAUUUGAGCCUGUUCCUGUGCACAUUCCUCAAGGAGCACGGUGCCGUAGUGGAGAAGCGCGCUGAUCUUCGUGAAACCCUCAUGGAGGCUUUACACUACAUGGUGCUGAUCUCGGAGGUGGAGGAGACUGAGAUUUUCAAGAUCUGUCUGGAGUAUUGGAAUCAUCUGGCGUCCGAGCUGUACAGGGAGAGCCCCAUGCCAAAUUCUCCCUCGCCACUUUUGUUGGGUAACCACCACCCAGAAGUGCCGCCCAGGCGCCAAAUUUACUUACCCGUCCUUUCAAAGGUGCGGCUCAUCAUGGUGAGCCGCAUGGCCAAGCCCGAAGAGGUGCUGGUUGUAGAGAAUGACCAGGGAGAGGUGGUGCGUGAGUUUAUGAAGGACACAGACUCAAUCAACCUCUACAAGAAUAUGAGGGAGACACUUGUGUACCUUACUCACCUGGAUUACGUGGACACGGAGCGCAUCAUGACAGAGAAGCUGCACGCACAGGUGAAUGGCACGGAGUGGUCAUGGAAGAACCUCAACACGCUGUGCUGGGCCAUCGGAUCCAUCAGUGGCGCCAUGUACGAGGAGGACGAGAAGCGCUUUCUGGUCACCGUCAUCAAGGACCUCUUGGGACUUUGUGAGCAGAAGAGAGGGAAGGACAACAAGGCUAUCAUCGCCUCCAACAUCAUGUACAUUGUGGGGCAGUACCCUCGUUUCCUGCGUGCGCAUUGGAAGUUUCUCAAGACUGUCGUCAACAAGCUCUUUGAGUUCAUGCACGAAACGCAUGAUGGGGUGCAGGAUAUGGCCUGUGACACAUUUAUCAAGAUUUCCCAGAAGUGCAGACGGCACUUUGUGCAGGUACAAGUUGGAGAGGUGAUGCCUUUCAUUGACGAGAUCCUCAGCAGCAUCAACACCAUCAUCUGUGACCUCCAGCCACAGCAGGUGCACACAUUCUAUGAAGCGGUGGGAUACAUGAUCAGUGCCCAGACAGACCCCAUUGUGCAGGAGCACCUGAUAGAGAAGUACAUGUUACUGCCCAACCAGGUGUGGGACAGCAUCAUCCAGCAAGCCACCAAGAACGUGGACAUCCUCAAGGACCCAGAGACGGUGAAGCAGCUUGGAAACAUCCUGAAGACAAAUGUGCGGGCGUGUCGUGCGGUCGGGCACCCGUUCGUCACACAGCUCGGGCGCGUUUACUUGGACAUGCUGAACGUCUACAAGUGUCUAAGCGAGAACAUUUCAGCUGCCAUCCUUGCCAAUGGUGAGGUUGUUACAAAACAGCCCCUUAUCCGUAGCAUGCGAACAGUCAAAAAAGAAACCCUGAAACUCAUCUCAGACUGGGUCAGCCGCUCCAAUGAUCCCAAGCUCGUGGCAGACAACUUUGUGCCACCCCUCCUGGAUGCUGUGCUCAUUGACUACCAACGCAAUGUGGCAGCGGCUCGGGAGCCGGAGGUCCUGAGCACAAUGGCGACCAUAGUCAACAAGCUGGGCGGGCACAUCACCGCCAGCAUCCCACAGAUCUUCGAUGCCGUCUUCGAGUGCACUCUCGACAUGAUCAACAAGGACUUUGAAGAGUUCCCUGAGCACCGAACUAACUUCUUCCUGCUGCUGCAGGCAGUGAACUCGAACUGCUUCCCAGCUUUCCUUAACAUCCCACCUGCUCAGUUUAAGUUAGUGCUUGACUCCAUCAUCUGGGCUUUCAAGCAUACAAUGAGGAAUGUUGCAGACACUGGGCUUUCUAUCCUGUAUGCAUUGCUACAGAAUGUUGGACAGGAAGCAGUAGCUGCGCAAAGCUUCUACCAGACUUACUUCUGUGACAUCCUGCAGCACAUUUUCUCAGUGGUGACAGACACCUCGCACACUGCGGGCCUGACAAUGCAUGCCACCAUCCUGGCCAACAUGUUCAGUCUGGUGGAGGAGAAUCGGAUAACGGCACCACUUAACCCUACGAGCCCUGCGAUCUCAAAUCAGCCGUUUAUCCAGGAGUAUGUCGCCAACCUCCUGAAGUCUGCCUUCCCACACUUGCAGGAUGCACAAGUAAAGGUCUUCGUAACCGGGCUCUUUAGCCUAAAUCAAGACAUCCCAGCAUUUAAAGAGCAUCUGAGAGACUUUUUGGUACAGAUAAAGGAAUUUGCAGGGGAGGACACGUCAGACCUUUACCUGGAAGAGCGUGAGCAGUCCCUGCGUCAGGCCAAUGAUGAAAAGAGGAAGAUCCAACUGUCAGUUCCUGGGAUCCUCAACCCCCAUGAGAUGCCUGAGGAGAUGUGUGACUGACCCUGUCCACCUCAUUGGGCCAAUUGAGUCAAAUCACACCCAAAAUCUCAAACAGCAGCAGGUGUUAGACUCCAGUGCCGACCAACCCAGCCGGGCGCGUUUCCUCCAAGUGCCUGCCUUCAGAACAAAUGGGAGAUGCCAGUGCUGAUGCUGGAAAUAGUUUUUUUAUACCUUUUUUAAUUUUGUGUUUGAAAAAGUUAACUGUUGGUUCCCAAUUCUCACCAUCUCCCAUAGCCCCCACAUGCCAAUAUAAAAUGUGCAUAUGUUCCAUUUAAUCGGUUUUAUUUUACUGGAGGUAAUACAUUAGAAGGCAGAAGAAUAACAUUGGAAUAUUUGGAAAUAAAAUUCCCCAAGACCAAUGAAUUAUGUAAUAUAUAGAAUGUUUCUGAAACUUCGUAAAUAAAAUUAUCUCAAUGAUACUUCAGCAGACCUUGUGGGUAUCACAACAGCCUUUCCUUAAUAUCUGAUUAACAAUCCCACUUGUACACGUGCACAUUAGCACUAGUUUUGGUAUUGAACUCGUUAUGAUGUAUAGACAGUGUGAAAUCAAUGUUUCAGAUAAUUGCACUGAGAUUUAAAACCUGGUUUUGACAGCUAGAUGUGAAGAAAACUGCUAUACUGCUUAUGCUCAGCUAAAUUUUUGAGCAUUUGAAUAGUAGAUCGUGAAAUGCAUAAGUUUGAAUUAUAGCUCCUACAAAACUGUUUCAUUCUUCAUUGCAGAUUCAUGUCCACUGCAAUAUCUUUUUGUCCAGAUCAUGAAUGGGUAUUUUUCCAUUUGGUGUUAUCUUUGGCCAUCUGUAUAAAUCUCCAUUCCCUUGAUGGUGUCAAGGCAGUUUUACCGAGGUUCCCUUUGUUACCAUUUGUUUCUUAUUUAAUAACUGUUAUUUUUUCCUUUAUCUAGGCUGUUUUCUUUCAUACAACUUGCUUACUGUAAAUGAUAAGGGCUGCAUUUACUGUACUACAGCAAAACUGCGUGGUUUGUCACCACCAUACACAGCUGUGUAACACUACUUCAGGGGGUCUCCAAAGAUGGUGAGAUGAGCAUGGUGUUGUCGCAUGCAGGGACAGAAAAUGCCAUAUUCAAUUGAGCCAUUUAUAGACAUCCCUUCACCUGAGUAAAGCAUUGUAUUCAAUGUUGUGUCCCUCGUUUCCAACCUAACUACUGUGUGACUAAAAUAAAAGUACUGAAUUGUAUUAAGUUUUCAAAAUAACAAUUUCAACCAUCGGCCAACUACCUUUUUGGUAUUCACAGUUGGUAUUCACCAAAUUAUCCUUUGGUUAACUGGAAGUAAAACUGAACACUUGUUUGGUUUGUACCUACCCUUGGCACUAGCUUUAACACAGGUGAAUGUUGGUCUUUUUCCAAUUGUUUCCAUACUAGCAGUGCAAACCAUUUGCAGUGCAUAAAAUGCCUUCCUCGCUAGCCUGGCUUUACAAUACUUGCCCCCUUCAAUUUGGAUAGCAGUUGAGAUGUGAACCCCUGCACUGCUUGACAUGCCAUGCAGAGGAUGACCAUUGCUCUUACUCAUUAAAAGUAAAUUUAUUGUGAUUUGCCGUGGUACUCAUGACAUAUAUGCUCUAUAUCACGUAAGUAGAUAUUAUUUAUUUGGCCCCUUUUUUACAUCUGGAGAUAUGUAUGGAAUGUAGUUUUGAAUGUAAUGUGUAAUGUAGUACUGUAAGUUUAUUUCUCAGCUAGGCCACGCAUUUUCAGUAUUUGAAUGAGUCAGGCGUGGGAGGGCUGUGUGUAGCGCGAACACAUGAAUGCAGUUGUGCUUUUUUAAUCAAUGGUUGCAACCUCAGUAUGUUGGCUUGCAUUUUCUGUUGUAUACGGAUAAUUGUUUUGACAUUUUAAAAAUGUGUUGCAACUUGGUUUGAACGUGGUUGGGCAGCAUUCUUUAAUUGGAGUGCUGAUAUGUAAAAUCUGGUAUAUAUCCCAUUUAUGGGAUUAAUAAAAGUAGAAACUUGUCAGAUUGUGUCUAACGUGUCCCUCUUACAGGCUGAAGCAUAUCACAAAACAUAAGCUCUUUAAAUUAGUUUUACAUACAAAUUAUUUUAAAUGUAAAAAAUACAACUGGUUAUUGUUACAUACUGUCAGUAAGAAAACUGUCUGAUUUCUCAACAUCACCUGAACUGUUUGGAUUUAUUGUUAAUAUACAACUUUUGACAAACAUUGCAUCAACAUUGUACAGUCAUGUUUUAUAAGGUUUUUAAAGACUUAGAACUGACAUUAGAAAUCAGUUUCCAUCAAUUACAUAUGCUACAUUUGAUUAAAAUGCUUCAUUUCA
This is a messenger RNA of Petromyzon marinus (sea lamprey), 6170 nucleotides long. RefSeq names its product exportin 1 (gene XPO1). Gene Ontology annotation, molecular function: nuclear export signal receptor activity; small GTPase binding. Lineage: Eukaryota; Metazoa; Chordata; Hyperoartia; Petromyzontiformes; Petromyzontidae. Gene Ontology annotation, cellular component: cytoplasm; nucleus. Gene Ontology annotation, biological process: protein export from nucleus; ribosomal small subunit export from nucleus; ribosomal large subunit export from nucleus. The record is from RefSeq and is a predicted model, not a curated record.